Pecten maximus is the source of this 3629-nucleotide messenger RNA. RefSeq names its product integrator complex subunit 2-like. The record is from RefSeq and is a predicted model, not a curated record. Gene Ontology annotation, cellular component: integrator complex. Bases 95 to 3526 code for a protein of 1143 amino acids. NCBI's taxonomy places the organism in Eukaryota, Metazoa, Mollusca, Bivalvia, Pectinida, Pectinidae. The transcript is spliced from 22 exons. Gene Ontology annotation, biological process: snRNA 3'-end processing.
AGAAGAAAUUUACACAAUGGCGGCUCCCAUCUGACAUUUUACAUGAUGUGAUUUUCCUAACAUUUUUCUUGUUUCUUCCGCUAUUUGGUACAGUAUGCAGUCCUCCCGGACACCCGUAAAACCCGAAGUAUUCCAGGCGAUGCAGGACGUAAACAUCAAUGUUUUAAGUCGCUGCAAUGAACGGGAACUUCGGCCGGUUUUACCUUGCCUUGUUCGUAUGGCACUUUGCAAACCGCUUGAUGAAAGUUCUUCAUGGACCAAGUCUCGGAAAGAAGUGCUCAAAAUUCUUAAUGGAAUAGAAGUUGUCAACAGCAUUGUGGCGCUUCUCUCCAUUGACUUUAAUGCCCUGGAGCAGGAUGUCAUCAAGGAACAGCAACUAAGGUCGAAGUUUGGAGGAAGCCAGACUGAGAGCGUGUUGAUAUCUCAGCUCCAGAGUGGACCUGCGUUAGAGUUUGAGAGAAGUGAUCCAGCCCGAAGGAUUCGUUUGCUGCUAAGUGAACUGUUAUUUGUUAUGUCUCAGAUAAAGGAAACUCGAGCAGAAUUUUAUCAGAAGCAGUCUGAGCUAUUUGAAAGCCAUGCCUACCUGGAGGAGCUGUCAGACGUUUUGUGUAUAGCGCAAGCAGAGCUGCCGUCACUACUGCCGGUGGUCGAGGUCUCAGAAGCACUACUACAUGUCCCUAACGGAAGCUGGCUUCUGUGUCGACUCAUCAGUAAUGCUCCAGACUCCUUCAAGGAAGUAUGUGCAAGUUUGGUUGGACGAGGCGAAAGACAGGAAGAGGAGAGUCUAGGUGGGCGUCGCCGGAUGGAGCUUCUUCUCAGUCUGUGUGCCAUGAACCCUGGGGAGGCUUUUAACAUUCGUGCUCUGUGUGUUGAACACUGUACCAUGCCAGGCUUGGCUGUAUCGCUGUCCUUAAAGAUGAGUGAGCUCAAGAAGUCUGAUACCAUGGCAACCACAGACAGAACCAAUGAUAUGAUAGCUUUCAUCAGUGGCCUGUUGCUUGGUAACGAUAUACCAGUGAGGAGCUGGUUCUCGCUCUACAUAAAGGCUGGCCAAAAGAGAAAGCGUGAAUCAGCAACUUCCUCCCUCCACAGUCUGCGAUUGUGGCUUCUAGAGCGACUCAUCUCCAUCCUGCCCGACAGUGGUACUUCAAUGUCCGAGUCCAGUGUCAUCCAGGCCAGUGCUUUUGUCCGUCUGUAUUGUGCAUUGAAGGGCAUGGCCACACUCAGGUUCUCGGAGGAGGAGAUGAAAUUGUUAUUGCGUCUGGUGACAUCACGACCCCCACUUACUCCCGCUGGAGCCAGAUUUGUCUCCCUUGGUCUGUGUAUGUUGAUAGCAUGCCCAUACCUACUAGGAAGCCACGACCAGGAAAAGCAAGCCAUUGAAUGGAUUAGAUGGUUGAUGGGGGCGGAGAAAGAAUUUGAAAUGGAGGGAACUCAUGAUUGUUCCUUUGGUGAGAUGCUCUUUCUUAUUGCUAUACACUUCCACAAUAAUGCCACCCCAGCUAUCGCCGAUCUGGUGUGUAAUACCCUGGGAAUGAAGAGUGCAGUGAAAGCCAAUGCCUUGGCCAGAAUGAGACAGAUAUUCACACAAGAAAUUUUCACAGAACAGGUGAUAACAUCCCAUGCUGUGAAGGUUCCCGUCACCACAAACCUUAAUGCCAACAUGACAGGCUACCUACCCAUCAACAGUGUGUACCAACUUCUCCGAAGCCGAGCUUUUUCUAAACACAAGGUCAACAUUAAGGAUUGGAUUUAUCGUCAGAUACGAGUGAGUGCUUGCCCUCUCCACCCUCUCCUGCCCCUCCUGGUCGAGGUGUAUGUCAACUCCAUAGUGGUCAAGAGUACAAAAACUGACCACCUCAAUGAGCCAAUGAAUGAUGAGGAAGUGCUAGCUAUCUAUCAGGAAUCUGUGUUCCACACAGGAAAGGAUAAUCUUAUGGACACUGACGAGGACGGCGAUGGCGGUCGUGGAGGAAGUCUGACGCCCCAGUUAUUAAUGUUGUAUUAUAUUCUGUUAUAUGAGGACACUAUUCUCAACAGCAUGAAAAUCAUUGUGUCAUCGAACCGAGUGGUCAAAUCUUACCCGGACACGUUACUAUCACAGAUCCCCAUCAACUUCCUGUUACAACAGGCCCAAGUACAGCAACAUCAGUACGCCGGACUCUUCUCACCUCUUCUCAGAUUACUUGCCACUCACUACCCACAUCUGUGUGCUGUGGAAGACUGGCUGCAGGAAAUCAUGAUCCAGGACAAACAACAUAUGGAGUGGUCUCCCCUUAGUCACACUUCCUGUACUGUGGAAUCUCUUAACGCAGCCCUCCAGGAGGUCGAAUCUAAUCCCACCAAUGCAGUGGUACAGCUCCAGGCCCUACUGAGGAAGCCGAUAGCCAAUUUACUGCCGUUCUCUGAUACUCUUGUGGCGAGUUUGCCGGUGUUACUCAGCUCUGGAGUUCCGAGGCGCGUACAAGAUAUGGUGAAAACUGCCUGGUUUAAACUACACACCAUCAGUCCACGCAUGUUACGAUUGGCAACAGUUAACGCAAUGACAUCUAUUGAUGGAAAAUUCAGACGAAAUAGAUUCACCUACUCCGAGAAUGACAUAACAGUGGAUCCUCUCAUUGUUCUGAGAUGUAGCCCUAAGGUGUUCAGAUGUCCACCAAUUCUGGAAGUCAUGCUGCGGGUCCUUGAUGCAUAUGUCCAGGGAUGCCGUGUCUACCUACAGAAUCACAUGACCACAAAUCCGAUUCUUGACCACGCCAGUCAUAACGAGACGGAGCGGCGCGACCUCAAAAAUGCACUCAUCGCCGCGCAGGAGAGCGCUGUGGUACAGAUACUGCUUGAGUGCUGCCUCUCUCUACCAGAGGAACAGGAGGACCGAGGUCUGCUGAACAAUCGACGCGAAGUCCAGUGUAUCAUUUGUCCCUUCAUCCAUCAGAUGUUUAUCUCCGACCCAAACCUGGCAAAGCUUGUACAUUUCCAAGGAUACAGUGACGAGAUUCUCCCUGUAGCUGUGGCGGGAAUUCCUUCCAUGCACAUCUGUCUGGAUUUUGUACCAGAACUUCUUAGUCAACCACAGAUUGAGAAACAGAUCUUUGCCAUCAAAAUGACGUCCCAUCUUUGCUGUCACUAUGCAUUGCCAAAGUCUCUAAGUGUGGCCAAACUGGUGAUGAAUGUCAUGUUUACAAUGAUCGAAGUGCUUGACGGUCAACAACGUGCUGAAUUUCUCGUAGAGACAGUGCCAUGUCUGGUACGUGUGUGUCAGGCGUUUCCCCCGCUGUGCGAGGAUGCUACCACUCUCCUCGGACAAGUCGGGCGUAUCUGCAUUUCACACCUCACCUCCUCCAGCAACGUGCUAGGUUCGGAGCUCAUCGACCCGGACAGCAAACCAGGCCCCGCCUCCCAAAGUCAGAAGGACGGCCAUCAGGGAGGUCUCACUGCUCAGUAUCAAAAACUUUACAAAACUAUACAGACCACUUUCUCUGGUCUGGUGAGCAAAGCAUUGGUCACUCGCAACAUCUAUUCCUGAUGGUCAUCCAUUUCGGUCACUCGCCACAUCCAUACCUCAUUGUCACUGUUGUUAUGAAUGUAUUGUUGAAAUCAGUUGUUGAAAAUAAAUCUCUAAUUAUAUA